AUGUCAGGCAUGGUGUUCCCUGGACAGGCCCCUGUGGAUCUGGACAUAUACCAAAGCUCCUACAUGAUCGACUACAAACCUUAUGGGAAACACAAAUACACCAGGGUCACAUCAGAAGAGCAAGCAAAGCUGGACACCCAACUCCGAGAUAAAGAGUUCUACAGACCCACCCCCAGCCCCAAACCCAAGCUAGAAGAUGGAUACCCUGCCUUCAAAAGACCCCACAUGACGGCCAAGGACUUGGGGCAACCUGGCUUCUUCCCACCACAGGACCAUGUGGCCCCAGUGGAGGAUGAAUGUAGGUUCACCAGCGUCUGUCCAUCUGUGUACCCAGCUUCUCAUGCCCUGUACCUGGCCCACAGCGACCCGAACCGGAUUCGACAGGGUGCCGACUUCCCCUGUCUUCUGGAGCCUGAGCGCCAGCCUGCCCCAGACGUGGGCAAAGGCUACUUUCUACUGCCCGGCUGUGCCUGCCCUUCUCACUGUACAGUCAAGGUUCCCAUGUUGAACCGAUGGGGGCCCUUGAUGCCAUUUUACCAGUAG
Rangifer tarandus platyrhynchus (Svalbard reindeer) is the source of this 543-nucleotide messenger RNA. The record is from the annotation of a GenBank genome assembly. Lineage: Eukaryota; Metazoa; Chordata; Mammalia; Artiodactyla; Cervidae.